This is a messenger RNA of Bactrocera tryoni, 2420 nucleotides long. RefSeq names its product conserved oligomeric Golgi complex subunit 4 (gene Cog4). The coding region runs from base 91 to 2373 and encodes 760 amino acids. The transcript has a single exon. NCBI's taxonomy places the organism in Eukaryota, Metazoa, Arthropoda, Insecta, Diptera, Tephritidae. The record is from RefSeq and is a predicted model, not a curated record.
CGACAUAAAUAAAAUUUUCUGCAUUCGUUUAAAAACUGAUAUUGUUAUUAGAUACAUAUAUAUAUACAUAAAUAUAAAUCAAAUAAGAAAAUGAUUUCUAUGGAUAUCAGUGAAUCAAGCAAUAUGCAAUCAGAUUUAGUGAAAAUACAAGACGGAGAGAAAGCCAUUAAUUCCAAUUUAGAAAACCUACUUUCCAAGCAGUCAAUUUUAGACUCCAAAAUGAAUGCAAUUUGUUAUUUCCUGGGUGCUCUUAACACAGUAAGCACAGACUCUAAAAAAUUAAGCUCACAAAUUUCUCAUACCUCCGAUUUAGCCGAAUCUGUUAGUGCUAAAGUACGUUCUGUAGAUAUGGCACGGAGUAGAGCAUCUGAAUGCCAGAAGCGUGUUCACGAUUUGAUAGAUCUGCAACUUUGUAGUCAAGGUGUUUUGAAUGCCAUUGAGGAAGAAGAUUAUGAAAAAGGAUCUGCACUUAUUGGACGCUUUUUAUCAAUUGAUCAGAAUGUUUUACGGCGUACAGCUGGUGACGUCGGAUCAAACGGUUCGGUUACAUCGGUAAGCGAUGCGGUCCAUACAUUGGAGAAGGCUACAGAAAAAAUGCGAAAGCUUGUUGAUAUCCGUUUUGUCGAAGCAGUUAAUAAAGAUGACUUAGCAUCGGUUGAACGUUUCUUAAAAUUAUUCCCAUUAUUAGGUAUGCAUCAGGAUGGUAUUGAGAAAUUUGGAAAGUACAUUUGUAUGAAAUUAGCGCAAAAAUGUGAAAAGGAACUGCGAUCAUCUUUGGAUAUUGCAAAGGCAGAGAACCGCUUAUCAGUGGCGUUUGCUGAUACAUUAACAACAUUGCUUGAAAAUUUCGCCAGAGUAAUUGAGGUGAAUAAACCUAUUAUAGAGACGUAUUAUGGAUCUGGUUAUCUUAUUAUCUUGGCCACAUUACUACAAAAUGAAUGUGAUUUAGAGGUGAAGAAUGUAAUUUUAGAAUUUAAUAAAAAUCGACGCAUUCCGGAUCUAAUUCAACAAAUCAACGAAUACAAUCGGUCAAUGGGUGGCAACAUGCCUUCGCUUAUUCAAUUUCAAAAACAAUCAUUAAACACUGAUAAACCACAACCAAAAGAUUUAGAUGCUUUAAUACUGGAAUUAACAAUAAUGCAUUCUCGUGUUGAAUUGUACUUCAGAUUUUUAAAGCGUAAAGUUAAAUCGGACAUUGAGGCAAGUGACAAAGACGCAAAUGAAAAAGAACAGCAAAUUCAACGUUUAUCAACCACACUAAAUAAUUCAGAUCUUAGCCGGAAAAUGCAGGAGAUAUUAAGCACUUAUCUGCUCUUCGAAAGGCAUUUCAUGGAAGAAAGUGUGUAUAAAGCUAUAAUUUUAGAUACAUUCGAGGUGGGUCAACAAUGUUCCUCUAUGGUAGAUGAUGUUUUCUACAUAUUAAGAAAAUGUAUUCGUCGAUCAUUAACAACACAAUCAGUAAAUGGAUUAUGUGCAGUAAUUAAUAACACCGCUUCCUGUUUAUGCAAUUUCAUAAGUGCAUUGAAAAUUCCAUUAAAAAAUGGGUAUCCUUCUGGAUACACAGAUUUGGCUUAUAGUGCAAUACAAAGUGCUGUGCAACAUGGCAAAUUGCAAUCAAGCGACAGUGAAAAAGCACGCAGCAAUUUUAUAAAUCGCUUAAAUAAUGCCGAUAUGUCAACGGAAUUCCUUGAAACAUUGUGGGAAACAGUGGAACAAGACAUUAAAAAUACAUUCCCCUCUUUAUCAGUUACAGAGCAGCGAAUCGUAGAUAGCUGCAUAGCUGAAUUAAGAAAUGUAAGAGAUACUUUGAAAGCCUGUGUGAAUUUCGGCAUGACACAACUGAGGUCCAGUGCAAUUAAACCUCGCUUAAAUCCUUGGAUUGAUCAAUUCUUCAAUUAUAGCCAUAUAUUAUCUGAAGAAGAACUAGCUGACUACGAAGCUGGAGAAACUUUUAUCCAAACUCUUAUUGUGCAACUCGAUGCGUUUUUAAGUCAAUUUAAAAAUGUACUAACACCACGAAAUUUUGACGCCUUUGUUAGCAUUUUGACAUCAGAUACAACAUCUAGACUGGAGAGAGCUAUCAAGAAAUCGUCAUUUAAUCGGCUGGGAGGUCUUAUACUCGACCAGCAAAUUCGUGCCCUCAGCUCAUAUUUAACUGGCGUCACAUCAUGGUCCGUGCGCGAUAAAAUGACACGUUUAACACAGAUAGCGACUAUUUUAAAUCUGGAAAAAGUUGAAGAGCUUUCAGACUAUUGGGGACCAGAUAGUGAAAAUGAGUCUCCUUCUUGGCGGUUAACGCCUCAAGAAGUGCGAACAUUAUUAGCAUUACGUGUCGAUUUUCGAAUAGAUGACAUUAAGCGCAUUAAAUUAUAAAUCCUUUAAAUAUCCAUAUGAUUAAAUACAUAUAUACAUAUACUUUA